This is a messenger RNA of Penicillium waksmanii, 864 nucleotides long. RefSeq lists its product as uncharacterized. The transcript is spliced from 8 exons. The record is from RefSeq and is a predicted model, not a curated record. Gene Ontology annotation, cellular component: plasma membrane. Gene Ontology annotation, molecular function: acetate transmembrane transporter activity. Bases 1 to 864 code for a protein of 287 amino acids. NCBI's taxonomy places the organism in Eukaryota, Fungi, Ascomycota, Eurotiomycetes, Eurotiales, Aspergillaceae.
AUGGACGGCGAUAUUACCCGGGGAGAUUCGAAGUUCUCUCAUAGUGAGAUUGGAAACAUGCCUCGUUUAACUCAGGUCCCUACCUCUAUAACUCUCUCCGCAGAGCAGUUUGAGAGACUUUAUCUGAAUCCCAUGAUGCAUCGUCAGACUGCACUGACCAAGAGCUUGGGAAACCCAACUCCACUGGGACUUGGCGCUUUUGUGCUCACAGCUAGCCCGCUUGCCUGUUGUUUGAUGGCAUGGAGGGGCGCCGGUGGAGGUGGCGCUGCGUUCACCGGAGUUCUAAUUUUGAUGGGAGGUUUGCUCCUUGUGCUAUCAAGCAUCCUCGAAUUCAUUCUUGGAAAUACCUUUUCUUCCGUCGUAUUCGGACAUUUGGGGGCAUUUUGUUUGGCAUUUGGCGCAACUCUAACACCUGCUUUUAACUCCGCAGCCCCUUACUCGCCAGAAGGAACCAACACUCUAGCGGGCCUUCACAGCCCUGGAUUUGUCAAUACAUUUGCAUACUUCUUUAUCUUCAUGGGAUUAUUGAUGCUAAUUUAUACGAUUUGUGCAACGCGCACAAAUAUCAUCUACGUUGUCAUUUUCGCAUCCCUCAUUUUGGUCUUCGCGCUCCUCGCUGCGGCUUAUUGGCAGCUUGGUAAAGAGAACGAGGUGCUUGGUAAUAGAUUGACAGUGGGAAGCGGCGCUGCUCUAUUCCUAGCCAGUAUGCUUGGGUUCUAUCUUUUGACGGCACAACUCCUUGACUCUGUUGGAUUUCCUCUCUCCUUGCCCGUCGGAGAUUUGAGUGGGGUUUGGAACCGUCCGAACGCUGGAAACUGCUCACAGGAUCUCGAGUCUGGCUCCGACACCAAUGUCAAGGGAUGA